This is a messenger RNA of Camelina sativa (false flax), 1079 nucleotides long. RefSeq lists its product as uncharacterized. The record is from RefSeq and is a predicted model, not a curated record. NCBI's taxonomy places the organism in Eukaryota, Viridiplantae, Streptophyta, Magnoliopsida, Brassicales, Brassicaceae.
CACUUCUUUAUUUCUCCAUACGUAAAACAUAACGUGUACCAUAUCUCAGUUUCAUCUUGGUGUUCCUCAAACCAUAAUAGCUAGACUCUAGCGUUGGAUCGUCGUGAUAAAAUAUUUCAAGAAAUGAGUGUGUUUCCUGGAUUUGGUGGUUGGAUCAAUCAGAACAUAAAACAGGAUCCUCAGGCUGAGUCCAGGAGAUCAGAGAAAGAUACCAAUAAUGAGGAAGAACCAAGUUAUGACGAAGAGGAGAUGAAGAGGCAAGAUGAACUUUGGAAAGCUGCACAAAAGAAGCAUCCAUGGUAUGAUGCACCUCCUAAGGUGAAGGUUACAACAAAGAAGGGUCUUUGUCAUAUGAAUAUAGAAUUGACAUUUGGCUUGACUCCUGAUGGUGUCUUCGAACUUUUCACUAGUCCAAAUAACGGCUCACUCUUCUUCGAUAUGGAUAUGAAUGGGCGCCCGCUUCUGGCAACCAAAUCAAGAAAGGUUUUGAAAAAGGAUGGACCGAGGCAGACGGUGAAGUUGGUGAAAGCUGUAGCAUGGGACUUUCUUUGGUGGUCUGGAUAUUUCCCGAUAAAGCUAAUUGUCGAUGUAAACAAAAAAGAUCUCACAGCAAAAUAUAAGAAAGAGAAAAUGAUGUUCAUGAAAGUUUUCAAAGGUAACUGGAAAAUAGAGCCACUAUACGUAGAUUCAGAACGUUUGUGCAAGCAAAAGGAGCCAAAGAGUCUACAAGAAUACAAAACAUGUAGUGGCGGCCAAGGAAGAGUUGCCUCGAAAGUAACAAUGGACCAAUAUUUUCAGCCAUAUCCUCCUUUUAAUCUGCCGCCAAUUUCUUGGUUCAUUCGUGAUAUCACCAUCCGAACCACCGAAACUCUACUCAAAAUGCUUCAACAUGCGGGUGCCGUACUACGAGAGUGAGUCUCUAGAUAACGCGACAUUAUAAAGACAUCCAGCUACAAACAUGGAAAACACUAACCUAACUGAUCACACAUAUGUAUGUUGCAAGUUGUAACAAAGCUCAAUACCAAUAUUAUAUCUGGUACAAUGUAAAAGCAUGAAAUGGUUCAACCGGAUGAUUCCAA